Molecule: messenger RNA, 928 nt
Organism: Bemisia tabaci
Lineage: Eukaryota; Metazoa; Arthropoda; Insecta; Hemiptera; Aleyrodidae
Source: RefSeq, a predicted model, not a curated record
UUCAUUCGAUUGGAGACAGUCGUGUGAAAUGAGAGUCCGGCUACUUGGAUUUUGGAUCUGGUGUCUUUCAGGCACCAACUUUCCAUCAAUCGCAGGAGAGAUUAGUCCCCAACUGCGAGGAGAACUGCAUACGUAUAUGACUUAUAAUCCGUGCCAUCGUAUGGGUCUCAACCGAAAUGCUGAAGACUGUUCCCAAUCCGUUGGCAAGUUUAAGCAAAUCCCUGAAAAUGAUCGUGGUCCCUGUAAAACAAUUCAUAGAUACGAAUGUCAUUCUAAGUUUUUUGAGUUCGAUAACUGUCGAGUGUGGGUCACGGGACCGGGAAUACCGCACAAAACAAGGAAAACAUUAAAUUGGUGUGUGACAAAAGCUCUUCGUAAAGACACCCCCUCAAAAAAGUCCUCAUUGAAAUUUUGGAAAAAAUUCAAUCUCAGGAAAAAAAGUAAACAUGGCUGAUUAUCAUCUAUCUCGCGCAGAAAUGAGAUUUAAACUAAAAUAUCCCUCUUCCUCCCUUUUUUAAAUGCGUGAUGUACAUCAACUACAAUUGACUUUAUUAAACUACAUAAGAUAUUUAAAGAAAACAAAUAAAGUUGGUUAAAAAUAGAAAUUACCUAAAAAUGAAAAGGGCAGAGACUUAUCCAAAUAAUUAAACCAAUUAUUAGCAUAAGUCUUCCCGAAUAAACUAUAUGUUAAGCAGAUUGAAUAACAUAAGAAUGAGUACAAGCAAAGAGAAAAUCACUUGACAAAUAAAAUAGCUACUUAGUUAAUUUAUUACGACGAUCAGCAACCAGGCUAUUUACGUCGAAGACCAGGAAUUUACUUUAAACUUUGAAAUUUACUUGCUAUAAAAUAGCUUUUUGAAAUACCAGUAAUUACUUUUGGAUCAUCGGAGCUUCAAGGGGACGAAUAAAAUACUUUAGAAAUAUUUAA